UUUUUGGCAAUUCUAGAAUAUUUGGAUAAAGUUUCUUAGUUAAAAUAAAAAUUUUAAUUUCAUGAUUUUAGAUGAAAUUUUAAAGUGGUUUAACAAAAAUUAUUUUAAAAUCUCUAAUUCAUCUAAAAACUCAAUAAAAAUAAAUAGCUUGAAACUCUAGAUUGAAUAGACCUUCUUAAUUUACGAUGCUAUGGUUGGAAGCAAAUCUGUUAAUUUAAAUAUUUAAUCAACUUUUUUUUUUGAACAGUAUUUAACCAACUAAAUGAGCAUUAAUCAGUGCUUCAGGAGACAAUUUUAAAUAAACAAAAAAUACAAGGGGAUUAUAAUGUUUAGGAUUGUGCCAUACCUGAUGAGUGGCUUGUCUUCCAGUACAAUGAUAACUCUAACCAACGUUCCAUUCCUAUGAUAAAAUGUUUUUAAAACAAACUUAUUAGUAUAUAUAAAUUUACUAACCCAAGAACUUAACCUUAAAAGGGUGUAUCGAAUCAUUUGCAUUUUAAUAUAAGAUUAAGAAGGGGAAUCAUGGGUUAUUCUUGAUUUCGACGCUCUUUGAUAUCUACCAAGUCCACAUGCUUGUUUAACUAUCAAAUUGCUUUUUAAUAUAUAACAUAAAGGUUUUUUAUAAAUAAAAUUUUGCUUUUUCCUCGACAAUGAAGGAAUCGUCCAAAAAAGUUGAAGGUGAUGAAAGCAGUUUGACUCCUUCCCAUCUCCCAACUUGCACACACCACAUGCUCUCACUCUUUUCUAUCUCUCUCUCUCUCCUCGCUCUUUCUCUCUCUAUCUCUGCUUCUUCUCUCUAAUGCUCAUUGUUUUGUCAAGCAAGAAAUGGAAGUUUUACUCUAUUGACGACGAGAUCCUUCCCUAAUUCUCUAAUCAGCAGAUGUGGAUGACCUUGUGAUAGAAAAACUCUUACGCACCCAGAAUAAAAAAUACAGAAAAUAAUAUUUCUGCUUCCUCUGUUGUCACGUUACGAAGAGUUAGUGUGUGUGUUUAAGAUCUUGGUGGUCAGUGUCUAAAUGGAGUGUAAUGCGCAGUGUGAUUGGGAAAAUUUAAUAUCUUUUGGUACAUCAUCAGCUGAAAUUCCAAGAAAGCUACGACCAAUGGAUUGGGAAACUGAUGAGUUUGAUUGUAGCUUUCCUACAGCUGCUUGUGGUAGUAGUUCAGGUCUAGCUCAUGCUUUCUCUAAAAGCUCAAAGUCAACUUCCAUUAGCUCCUCAUCACCUGAAGCGAGAACACUCAACUUCACAUCAGAAGAGCUGGGGAGCAGUGAAGAGUUUGCGAAAGGAAUCAAUACAUCUCCGAGUCUUGAACUAUCCUUUGGGUCUAGUGAUCCAGUUCUUGGUUUAAAGCUUGGUAAGAGAACAUACUUUGAAGACUUUUGGGAAGUGGAGAACGCUGCCAGAGGCUCGGCACUUCCUGUGAGUCUUGUGUCAUCUUCUGCUUCUCCCGUGAAGAAAACGAAAUCUGUUCCUCAGAAGGUACAAACUCCUCGUUGCCAAGUUGAAGGAUGUAACCUCGAUCUCUCGUCAGCUAAAGACUAUCAUCGGAAACACAGGAUCUGUGAAAACCAUUCAAAGUUCCCUAAAGUCGUUGUGAGUGGCGUAGAGCGUCGGUUCUGCCAACAAUGUAGCAGGUUCCAUUGUCUCUCUGAGUUUGAUGAGAAGAAGCGUAGCUGUCGCAGGCGUCUCUCAGAUCACAAUGCACGACGUCGCAAGCCAAAUCCUGGAGGGACAUAUGAAGGGAAACAACAAAUGGAUUUUGUAUGGAACAGAUUUGCUCUUAUCCAUCCAAGGACUGAGGAAAAAUUUCUAUGGCCAAAUCCAAAACCUAUACCAUCUAGAGGGUUAAUACAGCAACCUGCAAAGACUAGAUCAGCUGAGUUGUUCAGUAAAGAAAAGGUCACAAUCUCUUCAAGCAUGGGUGCUUCCCAAGAUCUUGAUGGUGCUCUCUCUCUUCUGUCAAAUUCAACAGCAUGGGUUCCCUCUGACCAGCCAACACGGUUUUCCCUUGAUCACCACCCCACCACCAACCUCCAACCCACGGCUCACCGGUCCGUGACUCACCUCAGUACGGUGUCCGACUACUGGCAGCCGGACCCACCAGCGGUUGAGGGGCCAACCGAUCUACAUAGAAACGGAGUAGGCCAGUUUAAUGAGAACUACUUCAGCUUGAACCAGUUUUAUAACUGAAUAUGUAUUGCCUUGAAAUCCUAAUAAGAUGUGUAAGGAUCAUGCAUGCAUAGUGUUAACGUUAAUAUAGGAGCUGUGAAACUUGCUGAGACACCAAAUCCUCUCUUCUUUAUUUUCUCCAUUGAUUUUUUUGGGGUUUGAGAGAGCUGUGACAAUUAGUCUUAUAAAUCAUCUUGUCGUGUUAUUAUACAUUAGAAUUUUCAUA
Molecule: messenger RNA, 2394 nt
Organism: Brassica rapa (field mustard)
Lineage: Eukaryota; Viridiplantae; Streptophyta; Magnoliopsida; Brassicales; Brassicaceae
Product: squamosa promoter-binding-like protein 2
Cellular component (GO): nucleus
Molecular function (GO): DNA binding
Source: RefSeq, a predicted model, not a curated record